Molecule: messenger RNA, 675 nt
Organism: Pecten maximus
Lineage: Eukaryota; Metazoa; Mollusca; Bivalvia; Pectinida; Pectinidae
Product: 4-coumarate--CoA ligase 1-like
Exons: 1
Coding region: 1-675 (224 amino acids)
Source: RefSeq, a predicted model, not a curated record
AUGGCUGAUGUUUGCGGGAAAUUUUGUAACACGCUGAUUGCAGGGUAUGGCUCAACGGAACUGUCUGUAGUGGCAUUCAUUGAAGUGAAAGACAACAUGGAACUAGGAGCGCUUGGGUCUCUAUCAGACGGAAUGGAGGUAAAAAUUGUUGACGAAGAUUGGAAUACGGUACAUCGGGAAGAGCUCGGGGAAAUCUGCAUCAGAUGCCCCUGGAUGUUAAAGGGCUAUCGAAACGUACCAGUGACCGACCGUAUAACCCUCAUCGAUGGAUGGAUGAAUACUGGAGACAUCGGAUUUAUAAGGAGUGAUGACAGCCUCUUCAUCAAAGGCAAAGUAGAAAAUGUCAUAAAACGAAUGACUCUUACAAUACAUGUACUUUCUGGAGAUGUGGAGGAAUGUAUCACGGAAAUACCAGAAGUUAAAGCUGCUGUCGUGGUUGCAGUUCCGGAUCAACGGGUAUACGAAGACGUGUGCGCAUGCGUGGUUCUGGAUCAUAUCACUGGCAUAACUAUGGCGAAUGUCGAGUUGAAUUGCAGGAAAAGGCUUGGUGACACCAUCACCUGUGAUGCUCCUACGUAUUAUUUUCGUUUUGAAGCAAUAUCCAGACUGAAUUCUGGGAAACCAGGUAGGAUGAAAGUCAAACAGCAUGCUUUGGAAAUGCUUGAUAUCUCAUAA